UUUAAAAAAUACUGGAACCAGCCAAUAAAUGUUGUGUUUUUUUUAAUACUAGAUUAUGAACUCCACCAAUGUUGGUAAAAACGUCAACAUGCAGAGGAUAUGGCCUCAGUGUCCUCCAUGGCAGCCAGAAUGACGAGCCUCCAGCUGAGUGCGAAGGAGGAGAUGGUGGAGGAGUUUCUGGAUGCUGCAGCCAGAGGAGACCUGGCCCAGGUGUCCACGCUGUUGUCCCAUGUCCCCUCGCUCAUCAACCAGACAGGAAAUAGCGGCUGGACAGCGCUGAUGCUCGCUGCUCGCAACGGACACUACUAUGUGGUGGAGGCCCUGCUGUCCCAUGGCUGUGACAAGUUCUCAGUGAACAGUUCGUCCCAGACCGCUUACGAUAUCGGCAAGUUCUGGGGCCACCGGCACAUCUCCGACCUGCUGGGACGGACAGACGACAGUUGCCAGCAAGUCCUGCCGGGCUCUGAUCUCAACCAGCAGGAGAACUACUUCAGCAGAGAGACGCUAGACCGGCUGAGUGGGAAGAGGACGGACAAGGUUUGGUUGGAGGAAAAACAGAGCGACCCAAAUACAGUUUACCUCCUGUUCUCCAACCUCAACCCCAUGGUCAACAGCUCUCAGGAGGAUGACGAUGCAAAGGUUGAGACAAAGCUGUGUCGGUUCAGAUAUGAGGCAGUUAAAGACCUUCUCCAGAAACCUGCGACUGUGCUCAUUUUCCUUGGAGUGGAGAAGAGGAAAAAACCCUCCUCUUCCAACUCCUCUCAGACAGUGGAGGGUGUCCUGGAGCCUCCUGCCUGGUUUGCCAUAGGCACAGAUGAAGACGCUGCUGAACUUUUUAAACGCUGCAGAGAAAAGAACUGCUCCUUCCCAAAGAUGCCCAACAGAGACCUGCUGAAAUUCAGUGAGGAAGAGGCCGGAAUUGUGGCUCAGGCUCGAUCGGUGUUGUCCUGGCACAGCCGUCACAGCUUCUGUCCAACAUGUGGUAGCAGCACCAAACUGGAGGAGGGAGGAUACAAGAGGAGCUGUCUGAACUCCGACUGCCGGAGCCUGAAGGGGGUUCACAACACCUGUUAUCCACGAGUUGACCCAGUGGUCAUCAUGCUGGUGAUCCACCCUGAUGGAAACCAGUGUUUAUUGGGAAGGAAGAAGAUCUUCCCAGUCGGCAUGUUCUCUUGUCUGGCUGGAUUCAUAGAGCCUGGGGAGACGAUCGAGGAGGCGGUGAGGAGGGAGGUGGAGGAGGAGAGUGGUGUGAAGGUCGGACCGGUCCAAUAUGUCUCCUGCCAGCCCUGGCCGAUGCCCUCCAACCUCAUGAUUGGCUGCCUUGCUGUCGCCAUAUCGACCGACAUCAAAGUGGAUGAGAAUGAGAUCGAGGAAGCCCGGUGGUUCCCACGGCAACAGGCAAUUGAGUCCUUGCUCAGAGGAGCCUCUCCGGCCUUCACCGUCCCUCCCAGACAGACCAUCGCCCACCAGCUGAUCAGACACUGGGUCAGCAUGACCUCUAAUCUCUAACACUUGACCUCCCAGCCAGCUUAGGCAGACUGUAUGGAGGUCUGCCUAAAAAAAAAAAAAGCAGCAGCUGUGUGAACUGUUACUGCUUUAUUACAACAAACCAGCUGCCAGUCAAGGGAAUCACCAGAUUCCUCAGGUUGUAUCCAAAUCAUUUCAGUGCAGUGCUUGUGUCAGUUCAGAUCUCAGGUUUAAUUUUACACUUGGGAACUUGCUGUGUGACAAUGGAUCUAAUAACAGACAAGUAAAGGUUAGGAAGAAAUGGAGAAAGUACAUACUGUUAGAGACCAGACAAAUGCAGAAAGCUUAAUAUCUGCAAGCUGUAUUUACAUCACUCAGCUAUUAACAGAAACAGUUCUAUGAGCCAAGUGGACCGUGGCUACAUUUCCAGAGUUCAGAUAAAUUAUAACACCACAGACAUUUAAAGAAUAAACCUUCUAUUAUACAGUAACAAAAGAAACUAUUUUGAUGUUGAAGCAUGAUGACAUUUUUACAAUUAGACAAACUUUUUCAGGAAAGAGUUUCAGGCAUCAGCUUUGUCGGAUGGAUUUCUUUCUCAAAUCAAAUGUCAGCCAUCUGUAUUUAUGAAGUGUAGUCUAAUACAGUACACUUAGCUAAGAAGAUUCAUUAAUUGAUUAUAAGAGCAAAACAGAUUUUCUGCUAAUCUAUGCGGUAAUGGAUUAAAUUUUAUUUAUAUGGUGCCAAUUCAUAACAGAAGUUAUCUCACUGCAGUUAUCAUGUAGAGCAGUUCUAGACCGUACUCUUUGAGAGGGUUGACAGGAUGAUGCCUGUACAAUUUCACUACACCAAAGUCAAAACAGCAAAAUGGCUGAUCGUUGACGCUGAUGUACAACCUUUCCAUAAACUGAAAUGAACAGGAAAUAUUAAAUUGCUUAAUAUAAGUACUUCUCAUUGUCUGUGGCAGCAUUUUGUCUAACAUGUCACUGUUGUAAAAGUAAGGAUGUUAACAUGGUAAACAUUAGUAUGGCAACACAACUGUAUGCAUGUUUUCCCCCCCUUGUAUGUGCUGUCAUGCAACAAAAGUCCUUGUCAGAAUCCAGGAAUGUUUUGGUCACCUGUGUCUUGGACUGAUUAGACCAUGGUAAAAUAAUAAUAACCAUGCUAUCAAGCUAACAUUCAUUUUAUGGGUUAUUAUGCAAACGUUAGCGUGAUAAAGUGCUAAAUGUUUCCUGGAAAACAUUGAAAAUGUUAACACUGGCUAUAGUGGCUAACAAGCAAACUGAGCACUUUCACACCAAAACCAGCUUUUGUGGCUAAAGUUCAACUAACUGAACUUUACCACCAAAUACACUGAUGCCCACAACAUGUUUAAUGCAUUUGCAGCAACAGUUUUGCUGUAAAGAAGAAUGGUGGAAAAGUUUAUUUUGUGUAUUUUCCUGACGAUGAAUAUGCAGAGUUUUGUAACUCUGUUCUUUGAUCGUACUUGAGUGAAAAAUCAAGAGGACAAGGAUACCAGAAGAAACUCAAUAUUGUGAUGAUUCACAUUCACAGUCUGUUGCAUUCUAAUUAGCUACUUUGUAGGAUUAUGUGUUACUCUUCGUUCUGCAUACUACCUCACACAAUUGUUGUUUUUACUCAUCUCGUCUCGUCUGAAAGAGGCGUCACAGGUUGGGCUGUAGCCUCUUCUUAUUUUUCCAUCUGUGCCAUUGACCGAGCAUGGAGUACUGAAGUUGGUGGUUCUGUCUGCAGGUUUUUCAGUAAACAAACUGUUUGCUACAUAAGUAGGCUCGCAGAUCAGAUAAGAACAGUUGCUCCGUCCACUCACUGUUUCAACAUCUUUUUUCCCCAGAAAGGAAGAGUUUACUUCAUAUUCUGCCUCACAGGUCAUCUGACAAGCACAGUGACUGUUUGUGUUAGCCGUGAGUUCACGAAAACAGCAUUUUACAGCAGUUAAUUUCUGAUGUGACGUCUCUGAAAAGUCAGCCUGUCUGCUCUCUUUCUGUGGAAACCAGCUGUUAGCUUCAUGUGUCUGAUGCAGCAGAGCAGCGUCAGCCUCUCGGCUCUCCUCAGAUAUGAAAACUGUGUCAGGAUGACAGCAGUUCACUGUGUAGUCAGGGUGACAGGAGGACUGGGCACAAGCUAGUUGAUGCUCUGUGGUUAUUGGAGCGUCAGAGACAUACUCUGUGUCCAGUUCGAGGGUCGACAGUCUGACGAUGAGGUGACUGAUCAGCAGCACAGAGGUGUCUUCAUGUAGGUCCUCUUCUGAGGAGGGCUGGGAGUUAGGACGGACAAUGAUAGGGCUUCUCUCCCCGAGCAUGUCCGCCACCUGGAAGUCCUCUAUGUUCAGGAUGUUUCUCUCUGCAGUUUUCUGUUGAAGGGAAUAAUGGACUAGAUUUCAAUCAGGUAGGUGGAGUUAAUGGAUUUAAAGUGUUGCUGAUAUAAAAAAAGCUUAGAUUUAUGGCAGGAUAAACUAAAACUUUUGACUAUUAUACUGCUCAAAACAGAGUACUUCAUUUGAGAUGUAAUGGACUAAAGAUGAAGACACCAGAUCUGUCUGCGAAUUUUUUUUUUCCAUCAGAUUGAUUGAACGAUGCAGUCUUAAAAACAAGACAUUCAAUGGCAUAUCAUAAAGCUUCAGUGAAGAAUUGGAACAAACUUACCUAAUUCACUUCUAAAUGUCAUGAAAAUUAAGAGUUAAAUAAAGUCUGGUUACAGGGAUGGAACCGAAAAUCUGUCAUACUGUAAUUCUAAAGAAAUAACUGCCUUAAAUCAAGUUAAAUAUUUGAUUUAACUCGACAAAGGAAAUUGUUAUUGAACAGAUAAAUUUUAGACGACUCAAAGUUUCAUGCUGUAAAAACUACUCUAUCUGUCAUGAUCCUGUCUGUGUUUCUUGUUGGGGAGUCUGGGUUUUAGUUCUAUAUCUUUGGAUUUUGUGUUUUCCCUUGCCCUUGUGGAUUCUUCUUUGGACUCAGCCACUGCUUGUAAGUGCGCUCACCUUUGGUUUGUUUAAAUAAAUCUUUGAACUAUA
This is a messenger RNA of Micropterus dolomieu (smallmouth bass), 4495 nucleotides long. RefSeq names its product nudix (nucleoside diphosphate linked moiety X)-type motif 12 (gene nudt12). Bases 100 to 1509 code for a protein of 469 amino acids. NCBI's taxonomy places the organism in Eukaryota, Metazoa, Chordata, Actinopteri, Centrarchiformes, Centrarchidae. Gene Ontology annotation, biological process: NAD+ catabolic process; NADP+ catabolic process. The transcript is spliced from 8 exons. The record is from RefSeq and is a predicted model, not a curated record. Gene Ontology annotation, cellular component: cytosol. Gene Ontology annotation, molecular function: protein binding; metal ion binding; NADH pyrophosphatase activity.